CCUGGAUUCCACUGCUAGACACCAUCCAUCUCUGCCUAUAAUGCUUGUAAACUAAGGCAAUAUCGAGGCAUACGCACAGUAUGCACAUAUGCCAAUAAGAGACUGAUCAAUUUCAGUCUUAAACACCAAUGUGAAGAUUCAAGUAAAACAAUACCAAGUGAAUUAUAAAGGUUUAUGGUUAUUGAUGAACUCAUCUGAGGACGAAACGAAUGUUGGUAUAAGUUGAGAACAUGAACUUUUCUAGUUCCAAUCUCGUAUCAAGACACAAAUUUCCUUCCAAGACUUUUAAUUAAAUAUAUACAUUGGUAAUUGAGAAUGAUAAUUUAAAUGUCUCAUUGAUUAAAUGAUAGUUUUCAAUGUCAAUCAAUACCAGCUGAAACGUUUGCCUUACUGGUGAUAGUUACAAAGUUAGUUUUUCGUAUGCAGUUUCGAAUAUCAGUGAUUGUCUCUGAAACUAGUCUCAUAGAAAUCCACUCCUGCAUUUGAACGCAGCGUCAAUCUCAUUUAAGGUUAUGUCCUAGUAUGUAUGUUAUGCAUAGGGUAAGAAGUUGAAGCACCCUAACCACUACUUUUUUGACUAGAUAAAUCAUGACAAAUAUAACAUCCUAAUCACUUUUAAGAAUUUUCAUGCUGGGUCACUGAGAAUUGAUUCAUUCACUAAUAUACCGUUUUACAAACCUAUCUAAAACGUCUAUUAAGACUAUUAUCUAAAUUCAGUUGUUCAAUUGUUCACUUCAACAAGCUUCCUUCUUUGUUUCUUGUAUAGCUAAAGAAAAACCAAACAUAGCUUACUCCAGAUCAAAAUCAACUGAUCAACCAAUGAUAAAACUGAUUCAAGGAACAAAAAGCAGUCAGCUAGCUGUUUUUGAAAAAGGAUCACACAAAUAUGCAGGAUUUGUGCCACCAACAGCUGAUCGUACACCUCGUCUAUUUCCUCAUCCAAUACCAUGGGAUAAACAGUCACAGAAACCAAUGUGUUUAGGGUGGAAACCUCCAGUUUACUCAAUUGAAGGAUGGACUGAACCAAGAAAUUUCACUGAAAUUUCAGAAGAAAGAAAGCUUCAGUUCAAAACACUAAUUCCUAAUGUUCCUCCUCCCGAUCCAAUAACUGGAUGUCCUAGAAAUCCUGGUGGUCGCACUGGAGUUAAUGGAAAAGGACAUUUACCUGAAUGGGGUGCAAACUCAGCUAUUAUACUAGUCAUUACAAAAAAGAUAGGUGAACUUCUAUCUGAUUCCGAAUAUACAACAGAGAGAGAUUUUAAAGUUAUUGUUUAUAAAAAUCCGUUAGGCUCACAACUACCAUGGUUUCUAGUUCAACAUCCUACUGGUUGUAAUCGUAAAGUAUGUGUCAACGAAAUAUUUGGUAUUCUCACAAAAAAUCGUAUGAAACACUUGAUAAAAUCGAUGCCAACAAAGAAAACAACUUUAGUAGAAACUGUGAAAAAGUUCAACAGUUUAACUACAAAAAUUGUAAGUUACAUAUUAUUCUUAAAAUUGUUAUUGUUUGAAAUGAAUACUUUGCUUAUGAAAUGAGAUUACAAGUGAUGAACUGUUUGUAUUACAGUUAAUCAUUGAUAAUGAGCGACUUGGAAAUAUUGUGUAUCAGUCGGAGAUGAUAUACCUCAUAUAUUGGUACAGCGAAAAAUAAAAUUUACGAAAUUAAAAACGAAAAUAGGUGUAAACUAUAAUAUACAUGAAAAUAAAAAACAAAUUAGAAGUAUAUUCCAAAGAGAGCAAAUGAAUGAAGAAUGAAAAGUAUAGAAUGACAUAAAACUCAACAGUCAAAUAACGACAGGAAGCGAAUGAAAUCUCACUACUGUGGUCGAUUUCGGUUAAUGUUACAUUACGUUUCUAACCAUAGAUUAUGACUCGCUCUCUCUCUCCCUGUUACUGGUAAAUGAGAACCUGGUUAGCUCAGCGGAAUAAAUGAAUAUUUACAAAAACAUGCUCAUUAUUUUGUUAGCAUUAAUUUCAGAAACUUUGAUGUAUUUUUGCCAUACAUUUCGAAUAACCUAAUCAUAUAUACACUCAAGGUUGACUAAAUAAAAAGUUGGACAAAUAUAAAAUUGAUAAUUUGAAAACAAAGUAGAUGAAAAGUAAUGUGAUAUGGAAAGAAUAAAUUAGCUCAUCCUCCUAGGAAGAUCCAAGAUAAGAAUUAGUAUAUUUGGCACACGAAAAUAAGGUUUGAGUUUUCUAAAGACCACGGCUUUCUCAACUGAUAAUCUCCAUAUAAAACUUUUAAAGCUAUUUUAAGGUUCAAUCCCAUGAAAUGUUUUAACUAUACAUUUUGCCAUGGGAAAGUACAGUUUUCUGAAUCCCAUGUUUGUCAAAGCAUUUCAUGAUAAGUGAUUAUGUAGCCACUAAGAUAUAUGCUCUACUACGCUUCGUUGUAUUGUAUGAUUAACCCCCUUAUUUUCGUCCACACACCCAUUACUCUCAAACGAGUGUUUGAUCAAAAGACAGUUACCAACUCUAUGAAACAAUUGCUAAUAAUCAAAAAAACGCUAAAAAUGCGGUUAAUAACAGUUGGGCAUCAGUUAACAAAACGUUAAGCCUAAGAAACUAAAUUAGAAAGUCAUCAAAGUCAAAUGUUUGAACAUCGUGUCAAAUUCUAACGUAAAUGCUGGCUUGUUCAUAAAAACGAAGCAUAAAAGUGUGCAUCCAAGUAUUUGAUAACGUGACUGGUAGAUAGUUCAAAACUUUCACAAACAUCGCGAGUGUAAAUACUUAGAAAUGCUUUAGCGGGAUCAGAAUUUUUCAUUGGUAGCUGUCUUAUAAAUCGAUGAAAUACAUUUAUCUUAAUUUUUUACUUCACUUACUCAUAAAUGUCAAAAAUGUAAGUUCAUAAAAAUACUGGAUAUGUUCGAAUGUUCAACUAGAAAGUUGAAAAUGUACAUUCUGCAAUCAAAGCUUUGAGUACUGAAGCACUAAGUUUCGUCAUUUUAACAACACAAAAUUUACUUCAGAAUCUGUUAAUCUUGUCGACUCGUAGGUCUAUAAACACAUAAAAGUGACUGAUAAAUCUCAGCUUGUCAGCAUUAGAUAUUAUGAUUUUCAGAUACCUUUGUUUGAUUCAAGGAAUGAACUUUUUGUUUAGAUAUAUUCUGGAUAUUUGGAUGAUACAAUCAAUACAGAUAACGCCUGGAUCGAACCAACUGUAGUCCAUAAACAUAUUUCUGAUCCAGAUUUUGAUCAUGAUGAACUUAUUCAGGUAAAUCCAAUGACUUUCUAACAAUAUUUUAAUGUUUAUCAGAAAAAGUAUACUUUUGUCGGUGUUGUGAAAUUGGGCCCAAUCUGCAAUAAUAUGAUAAUUAAAAAUAUUCGAAUUAUCGUAUUAACUAGGAAUUCCCGAAACAGUGCAAUUUAAGCCGAACAGAACUAGGUGAGCACUAACGAACGUAUUGUAUUUAGAACUCGAAGUCAGACAUGCAUCAAGUACAAAAGAAUCAUUAGUUCAUACAAACACAAAUAAGCUAUGGACCUACACUUCGUUUUAGUAGAAACUCAUCAGUAAUUCAAAUCUUUAGUUUUGGGGUAGCUGAUGUUUCAUGUAAGGUUAGAAUCCGUCUCAUAUAAUAUCAUGGGCAAAAAACUUCACUGAAUUAUUAAGCUUGUGACCGAUUUCUUGAAGAACUAAGGUGUUCAAAGUACCCUGUUUCUAGUUAGUUCAUGUUAAUCCUCUGUACUAUUUUUCGUUGUGCAGAUAUGUAGGCUUGUUAUGUUAAAAAUGUCGCAUAUAAAGUCAUUGAACGAGAUUCAACUUAUCAUGCUCUGGUGAACUAAAUACCCAUUAUAUCCCGACACAUUAGAAAGUUAACUAGUCUCUCAAUGGUAUUUAAGUACCAAACAUCAGUCAGCUAACAUCGAAUCAUUUGUUGUUACUAUCCCUAUUUAACCAAUAUAUCACCUUUACUCCAAAAUAUUAAAAGUAAGCCCCGGGUACUAAAUUGGUGUAUGAGUCAAUUUUAUCUACGUGAAUCUUCCCAUCUAGACACUUAGAAAGGAAAGACUUGAUAAUAAAAAAAUUCACAGCACACUUAUGUUUGUGGUAACCUAUUAUGGCUUACUGGUCAUGACGUUAAUCAAUUAAGGAAACUUGAUACAUUAGGUCACUUAAUGUAACCUUGUGACAGAAACAUGUGAGUUCGACUAUUUCUGACAUCACCUUGCAGGCAAACUAUCGAAAUGGCUUGACUAUUAACCUUCUUUGUAGACAAUGACUAGUUACGCUGAUCAUUUUUCUCGAAAAUACCAAUAAACGAAAAGACGAAAAGUAAUAGUACAAAAUCGCUAUGUUUGGAUGGAUCUCUAACUCAAAAAUCUACAUGCUUAAAUAAAUGAACAACCCGACCACAACGCACCAUAAUUAGGAAAGUGCAACGUGCCAACACAAGUAAUUUAGAGUAAACAUUGGAAUACAAGGCUCCGAUUAGCUUACCAUAAAUAGGGAACAGGAAAAAUUUAAAAAGUUUACAGAUCGAACGGAAGCGUGGGACUGAGAAGAUAACGAAGACACACUAAAUUUUGGCAAUUGUAAGCUAAAAAUUAAGUCUAACGGUGUUCGUGUUUAUUCGUCGCAGCACAACAAAGUUAUUCAAAUGGUUGCUCAAUACUUAUUUCGAUGACGUGUACCUUAAGUCAAAAUUCAACUUUUCACUAAUCAAUUAAAACAAGAAGAUGGAAUAAUCAUUAGUACAACUCUAUCUAAUGCUUUGCUUUGUAGAGUGCUUCAGUAAAAUUACUCGAAUAUUGUUUUCAUGUUAAUGUACAACGUAAAUGAGAAGACGUUGUCUUCACCGACCUACAAUUUACUCUUGUAAUUGUAAUUAUGGAAAAGUUGUAAGUGGAACUUUGGCUCAUUGGAUAAGGUAAAUUACUCUCAACCAGCAGGUAGAAAGUUGAAACCCCAAUUCACAUAUUUUAGUUUGGAGAUCUAGAUACCAUUAUUGUCCUUCACUCGAACGGUGUGACUAUACUUAAUGAGUUAUCCAUUUUUCAAAAAUUACAUUCGUAAACUCUUAGUAAAUAAUCAAAUUCUGUUUAGUUAUGAGCAUUCGUGAAAGGUGAUAAGUACAACAAUGAGACAUUUUACUUUAUCUAUAAAAAGUUGAAAAUAUAUUUAUAAAACGUCGUUUACCUAUAUUUUUAGUUACUCACUCCGGAAGGAAUUAAUGCGGUAUGGUUAGAUUCAACAAAUACAGUAGGCAUGAGAUCAAGUCAUGAGAAAAUUCUUCGACAAGUCAGAAGACGAAUACAAUCUUCCAGUAUAGACAUAUCAAAAACCACAAAAGAAGUCACAUUCCAUGAAGAAAAUGUGUGAUUAAAAAAACAAUAAAUAAAAAAUCUAUCAAAUAUACUUGCUGAAAACUAGUUGGUGCCUAAAUUUUCACGUAAUUAGUUGUAAUUUUGUUGUAUCCCAAAAAACAGAUUUGAACAUGUAUAUUCCACUAUUUUGAUAUGUAAUAGAAAUAUUCCAUUAUUGUAUUCCAAAGGAAAAAGAUUUUCACAUGAAUUUGUACAGUAACACUUCUGAAUGAAGCUGUUAGAUAUUUGUGCAGUUAAUGUGCCAAGUUUAGUGAUUACCAUUCUCAAUUCGAGUAGAUUAAUCCUGCUGAUAAUAGACGACAAAACGUCUUUCACGUAUCACUUUUCUUGGUUGCUUAUUUUGCAUUCUAUCUAGCUAGUAUUGUAAACGUUUACUGAAGGAUACACUUUGGAUACUCAAAUAAUUACUUUUCUUUACCGUCAUUUUACAUCAUGUAUUUUAUUCUUUCUGAUUGUUUUGUUAUACGAAUACGAAUAACUUGGAUAACACGUUUUAUGAGCUGAGCUUAUUACUCGUAUAGUCCUCAUUACCACGUAAACGAUUGGACGCCUAGAACCGAUGGAUUCUUUUGAAAAAUGAUGACUUAUGCAUUAAGUACUAUUAAUAACUGUUAAAAGUUAAGCAGUGAGUGUUAUAAGCAAAAUAAACAGUGGUAAUCUUGUAUUAAACGUAUAAAUUAAAAUUGCAAGAGACUGUACAAACGUCACCAGGAUUUAUUUGAUUGAGAUACACCAGCCUUAAAGUUUGAUGAAAACAAUGACCACUUCUUGAUAGUGAAAACAAAGAAGUGGGAUUAGAUAGAAUGUGAAUCUCAGAUUGUUUUAUAUUCCACGUCUAUUCAACUGUCAAUUAUUAUGCGCAGUGUCCACACACUGAUUCACACUUUAUAUGGUAAGAACCACAAAGAUACUUCGACCCACUUAAAAGACAUACAGAUUGUAAAGAUUUUGUGAAAAUUGUUCCCCCUCUAACUGAUGACUGAAAAAAAAAUACUUAAACCUCUCAAAAACUAUAAUGAAGAAUACCUGUGAUCCCAUAAAAUUUGAUUGACAACUGAUUUGUAACUAUUCAGCAUUCGAAGUAACAUCGUAUAUCCAAUUUUGAACUUAUCAAUGAUAUCCUAUGAAAGUAUUGAUUAGACACCAAUUUUAUGUCCAUUAAAUUGUGUAACUGUUUGUGCUGAUACUAAACGAUGAAUCCAGAAAGUUAAAUAAAUGUAUUUCAUAAAAAGGAUGUGAAAUCAAAAAGUUGUUUAACAAGAUUUUCUACCAGAAUUUAACCGUUCUCUUAACCACUUUAGUGGCCCGGGAUCUGAUUCAGUUGGAUUGUACGAGUGAUUGCUGUCGAAAUAUACAUCCUGACUAUUGUCGUAUAUAAUUAUAGACUUAAUCCACGUUAGUGAAUAACGGAAUUAAAUAAGCCAAAUACGAGAAUGAUUUUCAAAUACGCAUAUUUCAUACAAUCGUUGAUCCAGACAAAAUAUCUGAGAUGCGAAGAGAAAAGAGCGAAGCGAAAUGACGCACAGUGGAGAAGGCGUGUGACCCAACUCCACUUAACCAAGGGUUAAUCAAUAUUUUUAGUCGCACAAAAACAACCUACAGACAUGUGAUGAGUAGGAUAAGAUGUACACACACAUACGCUCAUAUAAAAACAUUCAAGGUUAAUAAGUGAAUAAUUAACAAGGUUAAAACGUGACUCAAGGAGAACGAAUAAACUGGACUGUCCAGAAGUUAGAAUAAGGUAUAUGAGCUUGACAUAGUAUCGGACACUACACCACAUCGCAAAUACAAAGGACAACACCUUACUAUUUAAAUUACUUCAAUAAAAAACAAUUUGUUUUAGUUUUUCCUCUAUAGGCAGGUAUCCUUAUUUAAGAAACAGAAGCGUGUCGAUAUAAAUCGACUACGGCAUACUACAAACUAGAUAACAGAUGUAUAUUACCAUAUACACAAAACUAAAUGAUUUUAUUGACAAGAUAAAUAAUUCGGUUUUCCAUCUUCGUCCAUAGAUUGUUCGGAAAAUCUUAUUGAAUAUUAAAAAUCUAAAUGAAAUCCCGGAAGUCGACUGAAUAAAUUUCAAUUAUUAUCACUUCGCCUUGUUGAUGCAUCCCAACAACUAAGAAAAUGAGGACCAUGGCUCUAUAAAUUCAAAACAUCAAGUGUAUCGUCAAGUCGUUCAACACAACAGAUGUACUACAAGAGUUCGGUUGGCAUGAACUAGAAAUCAUACUGAAUAAUUACUAGUAACCGAGGCGCUUUAUGCAGAUUUUUGCAAAAUUCAUCAGUCAGUCAGCUACAACGUAGGACCAGGCACAUAUGUGCAUCGGUCCAGGUUGCCAUACCGCAUCAGCACAACAAGAUGAACACCGGAUUCAUAGCAGUGGUUAGGUCAAAGGUGGUAAUAUGUAAGAGAAAGAUUGCAUAUAAGGAUAUAGUAUAGGAAGAAAAAAUUGGUUUGUAGAAAGAAAGGUAUGAAGCGAUUUUAAUCUCUUAGUUUAAGGGAAGGCAGGGAGUGUAUACACCGACGCCAUUGUGAUCGAUUCUGAGCCAUGUCACCAAGAGUCUCCAGCCAUUGGUUAAGAAAGUCACGCGGACCCCAACCAAAUAGUCCGCAUCUACCAACAUGGCUCAGACUAGAAGUUAGUGACUUCAAGCACUGAUGCCACGUUUUGGUUUGGCCGCCCCUUACUUUCUUCCAACCAUCCCCAACACCGGAUAGCAUUGCACGUCGUGGUAAUCGGUGUUCAGGCAUACGUAACACGUGGCCCAACCAUCUCAGACGACGAAGAUUAACAACCUCAUCAACUGAUUUACCAUCAUUCCCUAAUACCCUGCGUUUAACCUCAUCAUUACUUACCCGGUGAUCCCAGCAGAUGCCAG
Molecule: messenger RNA, 8205 nt
Organism: Schistosoma haematobium
Lineage: Eukaryota; Metazoa; Platyhelminthes; Trematoda; Strigeidida; Schistosomatidae
Product: Transient receptor putative cation channel sub M member 2, variant 2
Exons: 3
Coding region: 820-1533 (237 amino acids)
Biological process (GO): calcium ion transmembrane transport
Cellular component (GO): membrane
Molecular function (GO): ligand-gated calcium channel activity; protein binding
Source: RefSeq, a predicted model, not a curated record